UUGAUGUUGUCAGUUCCUAAACUUUCCUAAACACAUUUUAAAAGUUUCCAACCAAAGUACCACCGUUGCAACGUUCACUCUAAGGUGGACUGGUCGGUUAAUGUUCAGUAUCCUAUCAUAACGACAGUUCCAUGUUUCGCCAAAUUUUCCACAAAAACACCUGAUAAGGAAAGGACUGGGUACUUACCAGUCCAUAAUCCACACAAUAAGGUAAGGAAAAAGCCUUAUUUAGGAAUUAAAACGACUCAAAAAGAUUAGGAAGUAUGGCUGAUUUAGAGGAGAAGCUUAUAAAGGCCAUAAAACAUUACCAGGAAAGUUUAGAGAGGAAUACUAAGACAGGAAACACUGAUAAGCUCUUGCAUUGCAUAGAGAAGCUGGGAAGACUUUCUAUAAAAGUAUGCCAUUUAGAGCAAACAGGGGUAGGACGGACAGUCAAUGGGUUGAAAAGGUUUGAUGGCCCAGUAGGUGAAAGUGCCAGAAACUUAGUUGACAAAUGGAAACUUAUAGUAAAAGGGGAAGAAGAAGAAGAAAAGAGACAACAAGAAAAAGAAAAAACUGAGCUUGAGACAACAAUGGCUGUUUCCGAGAAUAGUGAUAGUGAUAGUUCCUCAAAAAAAAUAAAAAAAUCCAAGUAUAGUGAGAAAAGAAGAAGCAGAAGUAGAGAUAGGAAAAGUAGUAGUUCAUCAAAAAGAAAGUCUAGUCGUAAAAGUAGCACUGAAGAUAGUGAUUCCGACUCAAAAAAGAAAAAAAAGAAGAAAUCAUCAAAGAGAUCGGAAUCUUCAGAGUCUAGUGAUAGCAGUAGUGAUAGAAGGAAGCCGCACAAGUCAUCAAGUAGAGAUAAAACCUCACAUAAAGACUUAAAGUCUAAAGAAAGACACUCAUCACCCGAAAAGAAAAAAAAGAGAGAAGACACCCCUGAAAAGCACCAAUCAAAAGACAAGAAGAGCAAGAGAGAUGAGUCAACUGAAAAACACCAUUCAAAAGAUAAAAAAAGAAAAAGAGAAGUGUCACCAGAAGUACAAGAGACAAAAAAACACAAAAAGGAGCACUCAGAUAAAAGCAAAGAGAGAAAAAGUGAAAAAUCUUCAUCAAAAAGCAGCAAACCAACAUCCCCUGCUGCAGUUGCGAGCACCUCAAAAAAGAGUGUUUCCACUCAAAAACUGGUUAAUGGCAUUGACUCCGAAUCUGGAGCAAGUUUUGCUGAUGUCUUAAACAUGUUGGGAUCUACUCCAGUGGUUAAAACUAACAAAAAACGAGUUAGUGCACCUGAAACUGUUGAAAAACCUGUUAGCAAGCCUGCAAAGGAAAAAGAGAGUUCUAGAAGUAGCAGUAUGAGUAUGAGUUACCAGGAGCCAAGAACUCAAGUUAGCAAUGACGAAGAGGUGCCUGAUUUGCUCAAAAGGAACCCCAGCAACUUGGAACCCCUUGACAUAAACUUGUCCAGCUUAUUGCCGUCAAUUACGCCCAAUUAUCGUCCAUUAAAUGCGCCAUUGGACGGUCAAAAUAGGAAAUUAUGGACCGAUGAUGAGGCCUUAAGUAGGGUCAUCUCAGCUAAACAUCAGAGGACUAAAGUAUAUUCUGGAGUCAAAUGCGGUUACACCAAAGUUCCUACCCUCUUUGAGAUAUGCAGUCGCGUCUUGCAAGAUAAUUUAGAUGCAUUGGAAUAUACUGGAGGGGUGCCAUAUUCAAUACUAAAACCCAUUUUGGAGAAGGCGAAUCCCGAUCAGCUCUAUCAAUUGGAAUUUCACAAUCCCUAUCUUAUGGAUGAUUCCGACGAGUUAUGGCAGUUGCAUUGUCAUAAGGAGUUUCGUAAUAAAAAACGCGAAGAGUUGGAGACUUGGCGUGACAUGUACAUGCGCUGUCUGGACGAGCGUGAGGCCAAAUUGAAGGCACUUACGGCCAAUAUUAAACAUAGUCAGGACACGUCGAUGCCGGUUAGACAAACGAAGCUGGCGUACGUGGAUAGUUUUGUUAAACCACCUAGGAAUAUCGCUAGAAAACAGGCUAAAAACGGGACAGCAAUGGCAGCAAUGAAAAAACCAUCACAGACCCCAUCGGAGCGACUAAGUUUGCUGGCAAAAUCCGGCGAAGCGGGUAAAACGGCCGUACCGAAUCCCGGAAAAGCAGCCGUGGAAAGACCCGCGUAUACGCCGUCAAAUUUGAAACCAAAAAAGGCCCCGCUGAUGGCCAAAACCUUGUCCCUAUUGAAAAACCGCUUUGGACGUCGGUAGUGGACCGUAGUUUUAAAAAUUUUUAAUUUAUUCGUACGAUACGAGGGGAUUAGGCUUAUUUAGCCUGGUUGUAAUUUUUAACAUUAGGACUUGAUGAUUUUAGAAUGAAGAAAUAUUUACAAAUAUAUAGCAUGUUUUUAUUUUA
Anthonomus grandis grandis is the source of this 2376-nucleotide messenger RNA. Its product is annotated as transcription elongation factor B polypeptide 3. NCBI's taxonomy places the organism in Eukaryota, Metazoa, Arthropoda, Insecta, Coleoptera, Curculionidae. Gene Ontology annotation, cellular component: nucleus; elongin complex. The coding region runs from base 264 to 2231 and encodes 655 amino acids. The transcript is spliced from 9 exons. Gene Ontology annotation, biological process: transcription elongation by RNA polymerase II. The record is from RefSeq and is a predicted model, not a curated record.